CUCGGUCCGGUGCUACCCUUAUACGGCGUCGUUUAAGCCUUUGCCUUCGCCCCUCUUGUCUCUUGCCGGUUACUAAUAAACCAAAUCUUUCUCUCUCUCUCUCUCUCUCUCAGUUCGUUCUUCGUGCUUCUUAUACACUGAGUUGACUCAGUCAUUGCUACUCGCUCUCUCUGUACUGUUCUUCAGCUACUCUUCGCAUUUUCUCCGUUCUGUCGUUCUCUCUUCCUUUGGUACUCUCUCUCUCUCUCGGCUUAAAUUUAGCACGUGCUUGUGAUCCGCACGGACAACGCCAUUGAAUUCUGUGUCCUUUUGAUUUUAUGACGCUCCUGAAAUCGAAUUUGUCUCAGACUCAAGCUCACAGGAAUGUCUGAGAGCGCCUUGAAGGAUCUCAAUACAAUUCCUCCAACUGAGAGGAAGAGUGAGAGCUCCAGCAAGGCAUCUCUAACUAAGCCUCCAGUUGACAAUGCUAAUGAAAACCUUGAAGAAUGGCAGAAGAAAAAGAGUUGUCCCACCUUGGUUUCUCCCCCAGUAAAUGGUAAUCAAACUGUGAGUGUCAGUUCUGGUGUUGAGAUUGGAAAUGCGGAAGUAGAAUACAUCGAAUCUGAGAACUUGAGUGAUCUGGAAGAUAUUGGCACUUGUCUCAAGAACCUCUUAUCUGGACUUGACUCAAAGGAUUGGGUCAUGGUUUGUGAUGCACUCAAUAAUGUACGCCGUUUAUCCUUAUUUCAUAAGGAAGCAAUGCUUGACAUGUUGGGGGAUGUGAUCACAUUUGUUGCUAAGUCCCUUAAAAGUCCUAGAAGUGCUGUUUGCAAAACUGCUAUCAUGACGUCUGCAGACAUUUUCAGUGCAUACAACGAUCUUAUAAUAGAUUCAUUAGAUCCUUUGCUAGUACAGCUUCUUCUCAAAUCUUCACAGGACAAGCGCUUUGUGUGUGAGGCAGCUGAAAAAGCCUUGAUAGCAAUGACUAUUUGGAUUUCCCCAGUGGCUUUGUUACCGAAACUCCAACCAUAUCUUAAGAAUAGGAAUCCUCGUAUUCGUGCAAAGGCAGCAAUGUGUUUUUCUCGAAGUGUUCCACGACUGGGUGCAGAAGGCAUAAAGACAUAUGGUAUUGACAAGUUGAUCCAAGUAGCUGCAUCUCAGUUAAGUGACCAGCUACCAGAGUCUAGGGAAGCCGCUCGAACUCUACUUCUUGAGCUUCAAAAUGUAUAUGAGAAAUUUCAUGAUCUCAUGCCUGCUGCUACUGUUUCCGAGCAACCAGAAAUGGGAUCUUGGGAGAACUUCUGUCAAUCAAAACUCUCACCUUUAAGUGCUCAAGCUGUACUUCGAGUUACCAACAUUGCUCGAGAGGGUCUUGUUUCAUGACACCUGCAUGAGCUUAGUGUGCAUCACGAUUUCCUGGUUGGCUUGUCAUUUUUCUUGUGUAAAUACAGUGCGACAUUGAGAUUUGAGUUGCUGUUGGAAGCACGUAUUGAGCCUAAGAUUUGUUAUGUAAUUCUUUACCUAGCGGUGGUUACGUUACGUAUUUCACGUUUAUUGCUAUAUGAUAGAUAUGAGUUACAUUACUUCCAUGUCCAAUUCUCCAUGUACCCUCUUUAGAAUUUGGUUAUCAAAUUCACCAUUCAGUGUGAAUAUCUGGGCCUGAGGACCCAAGUCUUUGUUUUCUCAGAUUUUCCUGUCAUGGUGUUACGAGA
Arachis ipaensis is the source of this 1691-nucleotide messenger RNA. Lineage: Eukaryota; Viridiplantae; Streptophyta; Magnoliopsida; Fabales; Fabaceae. The record is from RefSeq and is a predicted model, not a curated record.